CUCUUUUUCUCUUCUUUCUUUUUUUUCUCUCUCUUGUUUUCUUCUUCUCUCAUUUUCUUUUUGUUGUUCUUUUAUUUUUAAGUUUAGUUUCUUUUUUUAUUCUUUCUUUAUAUCAAAUUAACCAAAUUUCUUUGUGAUUAUGUGAUAAUUAAUGUUGGUAAUUAAGGUAAGUCUGAAUGGAGAAAGGUUUGGUUAUCGGAGAAAGGGAACAACAGGAAGAUGAACCAAUGAUGGAAAAUGGUGAUUCUAUCAAUACAAUUGUUAACAAUAGGAGAACCAGCAGCUGCUUGAAUGGUGAUAAUGGUGAUGGUAAUCAUGGAAUUGGUGGUCAAUUAAUUGGUGUUUAUGGUGGAAUUGGAGUUGAUGAUGAGGAUGAAGAGGAAGAGGAAGAUGAGGAAGAGGAAGAUUUAGAUGAAGAGGUGGUAAGAAAUAAUUCUGUCACUUCUAAUGGCGUUAAUAAUUCGGAUGGUGGUGAUAAUGGUGCUGAUAAUGGAAUCAAUGGUUUCAAAUUACCUUCCAUUAUUUGUAAUAGUGUUUCUGGAAUUUUGGUUACUAGUCCUUCUAUUCAGACGAUCACUUUAUCCUCAUCUUCUUCUUCAUCUGUAUCUUGUUCACCACCGACUAUUUUAUUACCUUUAUCACCAGCAUCUUCUUCACCACCACCUUCAUCAUCUUCUUCAUCUUCAUCGUCCAUUCUUUCAAAUCAAUCUUCUUCACUGGUUUCUUCUUCUUCUUCACCUUCCCUUUUGGUACCACAAAAUUGGAGGAAACGGGUUAUAUGUGAAUUUAGUAAAAUUCGAGCUAAAAAACGUUACCGUAGAAAAGAUAUAAUUAAGGCAUGUUAUGCAAAUAAUCGAUCUUAUUUACGACAAUUGUUAACCACUUCUGGUAAAGAAUCAAUUAUGGUUAAUGAUGAUAAUGAUGAAAAAAAUGAUAAUCAUCAGCAUUCUGGUGAGGAUAAAAGUGUUAUCACCGUUAAUUAUAAAUUUGGUGAUUAUUUACCCACCGAUGUGCCCCAUAAACGAGCUUAUCUUAAAUCUGAUUCAGCCAAAGUUAAUCAACGUUGUCUAAUUAAAACAUUCUACUCGGUUUCCGCUAUUCCAUCCAUGGCUACUUGGGCUACUAUUCAGCAAAAUUUUCUGGUCGAAGAUGAAACUGAACUUCACAAUAUUCCCUAUAUGGGUGAUGAAGUAGUUGAAGGAGGAUUCAUUGAAGAAUUAUUGAAAAAUUAUGAUGGUAAAGUUCAUGGAACCAAGGAUAUCAUGGAAGAUGAAAUUUUCAUUGAAGCAGUUGAAGCUCUCGCUAAAUCCGAGACUAAAAAUCGUCGAAAACUUUCAUCAACUGAUAAUGAGAUUAAAACAGUUUCCACCAUAACUGAUGAUUCCAAUGUUUCAUCAGAUAUUGGAAAGAUCGAAGAUGAAGGUAAAAAAAUUACGAUCCCUUCGAUUAUAUUCGAAGCCGUUUCUUCAGUUUAUCCUGACAAAGGGAAUCCAAAAGAAUUGGAAGAGAGGUAUGCAAACCUUAUAGCGAAAAGAGAUUGUUUCAAUGUGGAAAAUAUUGAAUCUACUCCAAACAUCGAUGGUCCUCAUGCAACCUCAUCUUCUCGAGAACAGACAAUGCAUUCAUUUCAUACUCUUUUCUGUAGACGUUGUUACAGAUAUGAUUGUUUUCUUCACCAUCAUUAUUUGAAACCACAACCCAAACCUUCCGAUAUUAAACCUGCUGUUGAUCCUUGUGGACCUGAUUGUUAUCUACAUAUGGAUGGUGUUAGAUUGAAAAUUAAACAAGAAAAACAAGAUGAUGAAAUACUCAACUAUCAAGAAGUAUCCAAAAAAGUGACACUCUAUUGUAAUGUCAGCAGUAAUGAUGCUAGCAGUGAAGACAGUAAUGAUAGUCUAAAUCAAUUAUUGAGCAAACAUAAUCAUCAUAAUCACCAUCAACAUGUUGUCAAUUCCAAGCAUCACCAUAAUCAUAAUAAUCACCAUUUAAGUAAUCAUAUUCAUAGUAAUCGUAAUGUAGGAUCUUCAAAUUAUAUUGGCCGAUCUCCACAUGAUCAUAUGCAAGAAUGGAGACAAAUGAAGUCAAAUAAAAGGAAAUCAUGUAGCACCAAUAACGAUAGUCACCAUAAUAAUAAUCAUCAUCAUUAUAACAAUUUUAUCAACUCAAAUAGUAAUAAUAUUACCAAUGGAAAUCCAACUAAUCAACUUUAUCUGACAAAUCACGAUGUCCAUUUACCAUUAACUUUACCACCCCCACCACCGCCACCGACAGUGAGCACUUUAAUUUCUGGUGAUGAAAAUUCCAACAAUUCACGUUCUGGAGCUAAUCAGGAGAAUAUGAUUAAACCGGAAUUGAUGAGCGAGAUUAAUAAUUGUGACGAAUGGACUGGAGCGGAGAAAUCAUUAUUUCGAGUUUUAUGGAAAACUUUCUAUCGUAAUUAUUGUGCGGUAGCCGAGGCCAUUUUCACGAAAACCUGUAAACAGGUUUACUUUUUUGCUCAACAAGAGCUUUCCCAUGGUGGUUUAGAAGAGAUCGAUUUAACCUUCUCCCCACCUCGAAAAAAGAAAAAGAAAACACGAUAUUGGGCAUUACAACAUCGAAAGUUACACUUAAAGAAAGACGGAGAAACUUUAACUACCUCAACUGGUGUUUACAAUUAUAUUCCUUGUGAUCAUCCAGGUUUACCUUGUGACGCUAAUUGUAUCUGUGUAUCAACCAAUAAUUUCUGUGAAAAAUAUUGUUCUUGUAGUAUUGAAUGUCCUCACCGAUUUCCUGGUUGUCGGUGUAAAGCUCAAUGUUUUACAAAACAAUGUCCUUGUUACCUUGCGGUUCGUGAAUGUGAUCCCGAUCUUUGUCAAACUUGUGGUUCCCACGAAGAGGAUGCCCGACAAAUUACAUGUCGAAAUGUUUCAAUACAAAGAGGUUUAAAGAAACACCUUCUUCUCGCACCUUCCGAUGUUGUCGGAUGGGGAAUCUUUCUUAAAGAUUAUGUGGCCAAAAAUGAAUUUAUCUCUGAAUAUUGUGGUGAAAUUAUCUCACAAGAUGAAGCCGAUCGACGGGGAAAAGUGUACGACAAGUACAAGUGUAGCUUCCUGUUUAACCUUAACAACGAUUAUGUUGUAGAUGCAACUCGAAAGGGUAAUAAGAUACGAUUCGCUAAUCACUCAGUUAACCCUAAUUGCUAUGCCAAAGUCCUAAUGGUUAAUGGUGAUCAUCGAAUUGGUAUUUUCGCUCGACGGCCAAUCCAACCUGGUGAAGAGCUUUUCUUUGAUUAUCGAUAUGGACUCACGGAACAACUUAAAUUUGUUGGUAUCGAACGAGAAUCAACUGACUGUCCAAAUUAAAUUAAUAACCAAUUGCACCUCUUUUUACACCUUCUAAUUGUUCAAAAAAUUACCUAUCAACCACCGCUUACUAUAAUUAAUCAAUUAUCCCAUUUAAUAGCUUAUAUGAUACACAAACAUAUACAAUCUAUUAAUUACUUUUAAUUUAUCGAAUCACAAUCUAAAAGAAGAGAAGAAAAAAAGAGAUUACAAUCAAUCUUUCUCUCUCUCUCUCUUUGACAUCCACUCACCUCUACACUCACACAUCUACACUGGUCAACUAAUUGUUCCUUUAAUUUAUCAACUUUAUCUAUAAUUUUCUCUCUCUACAUAUAUAAAUUGUAAUCAUCUUAAAACAAUUUAAAUCAAUUGGAUUUUACACCAAACCUACAUCAACAGUUAACAGCAUUUAACUGAGAGAUUAAUGUUAAUUGGUUCCUCUUUUUUUUUGUCAAUCAAUUUCACUUUGGAAUCACGAACACAUCAUAUGUUGAUUAAUUGUCUCUCUCUCUUUUUCUAUUCACAAGUUAAUUUAUUUCUUCAAAUUAUUGUGAAAUCAUGCUGAUUAUCAAUUUCUUUUUGCAUGUUUUUAAUCAUUUCAGCACCAACAUCCAACUAUCUCUCCAAAAAUCAACACAAAUGUUGAUCACAAUUAUUGUUUCUUUUAUACAAGCAAUAAGCAUGUAAUCUAACAUUAAAUAAAAAAAUAAUAUAUAAAUAGAA
This is a messenger RNA of Panonychus citri (citrus red mite), 4046 nucleotides long. Its product is annotated as histone-lysine N-methyltransferase E(z)-like. The record is from RefSeq and is a predicted model, not a curated record. Gene Ontology annotation, biological process: chromatin remodeling. Lineage: Eukaryota; Metazoa; Arthropoda; Arachnida; Trombidiformes; Tetranychidae. Gene Ontology annotation, molecular function: protein binding; histone methyltransferase activity.